Messenger RNA from Rotaria sordida, 588 nucleotides. The record is from the annotation of a GenBank genome assembly. Lineage: Eukaryota; Metazoa; Rotifera; Eurotatoria; Philodinida; Philodinidae.
AUGAAAAUGCUAUGUAUUCUUUGUUUCUAUUUAUUAAUUGCUGUUGGUCAUGGAAUGAAUUAUGAUUUUUUAUUGGCCGAUGGACCGACACAUGCAAGUUCAAAUAAUACAUAUUAUUUUCCGUAUGGCGAUCCAAAAUAUGGCAUAGAAUUCAAAUUGUUAAAAGUGGAUCCAAAUACAGGUCUCUGGAUAAUAUUAUUGCGUGGUAGACCUGGUGAUACUGUAGGCACACAUCGUCAUUAUGGUGAAGUUUACGCUUAUACAUUAAAGGGUGCAUGGGGUUAUAUUGAACAUCCUGAAUGGAUAUCAAAAUCAGGAGAUAUUAUACAUGAAGCUCCUGGAUCUGUUCAUACAUUUUAUAUUCAUCAAGAUUAUGGCGAUACUGAACUAUUAGCUUUUCUUUGGGGUCCACUUGAAUAUUUAGAUGAGUUUGGCAAUACAAUCGAUAUAGAAGAUUGGAGAUCAAUAUUAAAAAAAAAUGUCGAUUAUUGUCAAAAAAAUAACUUACCAAUUGUCGAUGUUACUUAUCCAAAACAAAAAGUUAAAGAUGUAGAAUUUAAUAAAAAUAAAAAUAAAAGUGAAUUAUAA